Molecule: messenger RNA, 3434 nt
Organism: Vanessa tameamea
Lineage: Eukaryota; Metazoa; Arthropoda; Insecta; Lepidoptera; Nymphalidae
Product: dipeptidyl peptidase 9
Exons: 19
Coding region: 246-2996 (916 amino acids)
Biological process (GO): proteolysis
Molecular function (GO): serine-type peptidase activity; dipeptidyl-peptidase activity
Source: RefSeq, a predicted model, not a curated record
GGGCGGAUUAUUUUUACAUCUGUGCCAUUUGGCAAGAAAAGUCAAAAAUCAGUGUGUUGGCUCGAUUUAGACAAAUAUUCAUAAUUAUCACGUAAUUACAAAUUAUAAUGAGACCGAAAUUAUACAUUUAACCAUGAAAUUAGUUAAAAUAUAUUAAUCAAGUAUACACGAAUGUAUUGAAAGAUUCAUAGUUCAAUGUUGAGGGUCGUCAUGACAAGGGCUUUUCGUUAAAUAGAUUUUUUUGUAUGGAAACUGUGAAUAUGGAGUUAAGGGAAGCCGGAGAUGGAGCUGCGGCUGUGGAUUGUGAAGAUACUCCGAAGAAAUACAGUUGGGCGGAGGUACGGCAAGCAGUUCACGACUUAAGAAAAGAGCUAUCCUCUUUGUCCACGAUGGUACCCAUGGCAAUAUCAUUCAGGAAACUUGGUAAUGGGAAAACGAGGAUAUAUUUCUUGAGGACCCCGCAGAACGGAUGGGAGAUCACGCUCCUGUACACCGACAUCAGCCCCACCCAACAGACCAGUAAUGCAAGGUUAGAUUGGAAACCAUUGAUAGAAUCAAACAUAGCGCUCGGUGUAUCAUCGGGGAAGUGGUCAAGGGAGGAACAGCUGCUAUGGGAGCGUCAGAGGGUGGCCGGGUGGGGCAUAGCGUCCUACGAACUGCAUCCGAAGACCGGCAGGGUGCUGUUUCCGUGUGCCUCGUCCCUGUUUGUAGCUGAGGAAGGGCCUAAUCAGUCACCACCUCUAGUACCCCGUUCCCUCAGUACCGGUUGGGGGGCGCCUCUAACACCCGCGAUGUGUCCCUCGAUGCCGUCGCUUGUGGCUCACGCUGCGAGAGGAGAUAUAUGGCUCGCGGGUGAUAAUCUAAAACGGCCGGCUCGACUGACAUACGCUUGCAAAGGAAGGGAUGAGCGUUUAGCUGAUGAUCCUCGCCAAGCCGGAGUACCGUGUUACGUCACACAGGAAGAAUUCUCACGGUAUACGGGCAUCUGGUGGCAACCGAAGCGAGAUGAUGAUGUGUUCCGGAUAGUGUACGAGGAAGUCGAUGAGAGCGAUGUCAAGAUAUUCAGCUUUCCGUCCUCGCAGAGCUCCAGCGGCGAGGUCGAGGAGUUCAGAUUUCCUCGCGCCGGCACACCGAAUGCGAAAUCAAUCUUGAAGAUGGUUACAUUCAGACUGCAGAAGGCGACCCCCACCACUGUUCUGGACUAUUACCAGGAAGGGCACUCCGACCACACACCACAAGCUUCAGACUCGAACGAUUCAAUGGAAGUAACUGACAUCAGAUGGUACCAGCUCAGACAGUCCCUCAAAGAGACAUUUCCCUGGUUCGAGUACUUAGCGAGGGUCGGCUGGACACCUUGUGGCUCAUACGUGUGGGUGCAGCUGCUGGACCGCAAGCAGCAGCGCCUGGAGCUGGCGCUGGUGCCGGUCAGUGAGUUCAGCGCUCGGGGCGCGUACGAGUCGGCGCCGCCCGGCGCGCAGCCCGCCGACUGCGGGGACGCCGCGCACGCGCACUGCGCCGAGCAGCAAAUCCAAGUCCUGAUAUCCGAGUCGGCGCCGGACGCGUGGGUCAACGUGCACGACAUCCUGCACUUCCUGCCGGCCGCGCCGGGGACCAUGCGGUUCAUCUGGGCGUCCGAGGAGUCGGGCCACUUGCACCUCUACCUAGUCGCGUGUGCGGUGCCGGCCAAGAGAGCUACCUCUGUAAUAGACAUGAUGACGGAAGACGAAUCGAACGCUCUCGGUCCGAGCGUGAUCAGCAAGCUGGCCGUCACUAGCGGGGAGUGGGAGGUGAUGGGGAGGAAAAUAUGGGUGGACGAGUCUCGGGGAUUGGUGUACUUCGUGGGGCUCCGGGAGACGCCGCUGGAGCGUCACUUGUACGUGACUUCCUACGAUCCGCCCGCACCGCAGAGCGUCACGCUUCUCACCACCGUGGGGCACUCGCAUACCGUUGACAUGGAUGAGGAGUGCUCCACGGCCGUGAUCACGUCGUCAAACAUCAGCAGCGCGCCCAGCACGCGCGUGCUGCGCGUGGAGCACGCGGGGGGCGCGGGGGGCGCGGGCGGCGCGUGCGUGGCGCUGCGGGCGUGCGGCGCGCUGGCCGAGCGCGCGCACGGGCCGGAAACGUCAGACACUCGAUCGUUCAACGGCUCGUGGGACAGUCGGUCCGGCGACGGCGACGACGAGAGCGACGUGUCCGUACUCGUUAAAGAGCGCCUGCUGUCGGCCGCGCCGGCGCCGCAGAUCCUGAGCGCGCGGCUGUCGUGCGGCCUGCGGGCCUACUGCACGCUGUGGCGCGCCCGGGGCGCCGGCCGCCGCCCCACCGUGCUGCACGUGUACGGCGGGCCCGAGGUGCAGACCGUCACCAACAGCUACCGGGGUAUCCGUCAGCUCCGCAUGCACAUGCUGGCGGCGCGUGGGUUCAACGUGGUGGCCGUGGACUCGCGGGGGUCCAAGCACAGGGGCCGCGCGUGGGAGGCGGCGAUACGGGGGAAAAUGGGGCAGGUUGAACUGGAUGAUCAGGUUGAAGUAUUACAGUGGCUGGCGAAGGAAACCGGUUGUAUCGAUAUGGAUAGAGUCGCGAUACACGGCUGGAGUUACGGCGGGUACCUGGCGCUGCUGGGGCUGGCGACGCGGCCCAACGUGUUCAAGGUGUGCGUGGCGGGCGCGCCCGUGACGUGCUGGCGGCUGUACGACACGGCCUACACGGAGCGCUACAUGGGGCUGCCGGCCUGGGCGCCGCACGCCUACUCGCGCGCCAGCGUGCUCGCCCACGCGCCCUUCUUCCCCGACAAAGAAGGCAGACUACUCAUAAUCCACGGCCUAGCGGACGAGAACGUACACUUCUGCCACACGGCAGCGCUGCUCUCCGAGCUGAUACGUCUCGGGAAACCACAUCGAGUUCAGGUCUAUCCCGGUGAACGACACUCCUUAAGAGCGAUGCACGCCUCCAAACACUACGAAGCGACUCUACUCCACUUCCUACACGAAAACCUCUAAAUCGCCUCGGCCGUUGGUAGCUCGACCGGUGACGCUACCACACCAUACAGUCUACAGUUAAGCUACCAGUUGCCAAGUAUAAAUAACUGAUUGAACAGUAUUAUGCGGUAAAGAGUCAAGGAUAAACUUAAAAGUAUUUUAUUUUUCUUAAUAUUAUAAGUAUUAAUGGAUUCUUAUUUCUAAAAAAAAAGUGAAAAUUACAAUUUUGUGAACAGUGCAAUAGGCGUACAUAAAUGAUCUUGGCAAAAGCGACGGAAUACGUCCUGAAACUUUCCCGAUAACCAGAUUGAUUCGUUCAGAUGUAAACCGGUUCCAUCCGGCAGGAAGCAGUUCAAACUAGAUAAAAUAUAACGAUGAAAUUUUGAUAUUUGUUUCGUUUUAAGUUUAUAAUUUGUAUAAAUUUAUUUGAAAUAGUUUUUUUUUUUUUUUUUACGAAUA